Molecule: messenger RNA, 549 nt
Organism: Paramuricea clavata
Lineage: Eukaryota; Metazoa; Cnidaria; Anthozoa; Malacalcyonacea; Plexauridae
Source: the annotation of a GenBank genome assembly
AUGCUUGAUGUCACUGAUAAAUGGUACACUAACAUGGACAGUGGGUUAAUAAAUGCUGUCUUAUUCAUUGAUUUAAAAAAGGCUUUUGAUACCAUUGAUCAUAGCAUUUUACUACAGAAGUUAGCUUGUUACGGUUUCAACAAAGAAGCGAUUGAUCUUUUUAGAAACUAUCUUUCUGAUCGUACUCAAAUAACAGUUAUUAACAACAUACGAUCUGAUACUCGUAAAGUAACAUGUGGAGUUCCUCAGGGGUCUAUCUUAGGUCCACUACUGUUUUUAAUAUAUAUAAACGACCUACCUAAUAGUGAAUUGGUAUCAGAUGGGCGUUUAUUCGCUGAUGAUACCAACUUGACUUUUGCGGACAGCAACCCUGACAAGUUGAUUUCUGUUCUAAAUGACGACCUUAAAACUCUCCAAAACUGGCUUAACCAGAAUAAACUAAGCCUGAAUGCGGUUAAAACUAAAUGUAUGUUUAUGGCAUCCAGGCAAAAAUUAAGUACUAUUCCUGAAGAACCUAAUAUUGCUAUCGCCGGAAACAAAAUUGAAAGA